This is a messenger RNA of Gilbertella persicaria, 927 nucleotides long. Its product is annotated as ATPase assembly factor ATP10. Lineage: Eukaryota; Fungi; Mucoromycota; Mucoromycetes; Mucorales; Choanephoraceae. The record is from RefSeq and is a predicted model, not a curated record. Bases 59 to 919 code for a protein of 286 amino acids. The transcript has 4 exons. Gene Ontology annotation, cellular component: mitochondrial inner membrane. Gene Ontology annotation, biological process: mitochondrial proton-transporting ATP synthase complex assembly.
UGCACAAAUUGAAGCAUUUAAAACCAGCCACCCCUUCUUUCUUUUUUCGUUCUUUAACAUGUUGAGAAACACGACCCGAAUUAUAUCCCCUCGUCGCUUACAAAGACCUGGAUUCCAAUACCGUUUUUUGACCACAGAAGCACCCGAACAACAGCAAGAACAACAAAAGCCAGAGAGAUAUGGUGCUUUUCGUAGUGCCCCUUCUUCUUUAGGUGUUCGAGAUCCACCUGUUGUUGAUCAUAACAACUGGAUUCAACGCAACAAACAAAAGCUUCGAGAUUUUGUUGAUUACGAAAAAGCAUUUGCUGCUCAUGCAGCUGAACGCCGACACUUAGUGGAAGAGGCUACCAAGUCUUAUUUUGCUGAUGUACAUGAGAUGCGCCAACAUGGUGGAAAGAUGUAUUUUGCCAAUACACAAUUGGUGAAACCCGAAAAAGCAGGCUACAUGCCAAACUUUGAAGCACAAAAUCUAUCGAGCCAAAAGAUCAACACAACUGAGAAAUUGGUUGGUAAGAUUACACUCAUGACAUUUGUGUAUGCCAAAUUUGGUGAACCUCAUGUAGAAACAUUCAUUAAGCCAUUCAUGCAGAAAUACAAGGACAACAAAGAUGUUCAAGUAGUAGAAGUCAAUGUACAAGAAAAUCUGUUGAAACAAUUACUGUUAAAAGCAUUUGUACCCAGUAUUCGAAAGAAUUUGCCACAAGAACGCAAAGACAACUAUUGUUUAAUUCUUAAAGACAUCAGCAGAACAAGAAAAUACUUGGACAUGACAAACCAGUAUAUUGGAUAUGCAUUCUUAGUAGAUCAAGAUUGUAAAGUUCGAUGGACUGCGCAUGGAGAAGCAACACCUGAAGAAGUCAGUAACAUGUUGGCCAUGACAGACUAUCUUUAUGAUAAAAAACUCAAGAUUACAAAGUAAAAAAAAAA